CCUCAGCCUACAACGCCGGGCUGGUUUCUUUCUCUCUCUCCUUCUAUCUCUCUGUUUCGGUGCCUUUUCUCUUCAGGGAAGGAAAAGAAAGGAAAGAGGGAAGGCAUGGACGUCGGGGAGCUGCUCAGCUACCAGCCGAAUAGAGGGACAAAAAGGUCUCGCGAAGAUGAAGAGGAGGAGCUGAAAGUCCGGCACAAGCACUCUGGGGGGGCGCGGGAACGGGGUCGCCACCGGGAAGAGGAGCCCCCCGCGGCCGAGGAGACGGAGGACGAGAAGAAGAAGCUGCUGCAGAUAAUCGAGAAGGGGGACGAAGAAGAGGAGGAGGACGAGCCCCUGGACGAAAGCUCCGUGAAGAAGAUGAUCCUCACUUUUGAGAAGAGGUCCUACAAGAACCAGGAGCUCCGGAUCAAGUUCCCAGACAACCCAGAGAAGUUCAUGGAAUCAGAACUGGAUCUCAACGACAUCAUCCAGGAGAUGCAUGUGAUUGCAACUAUGCCGGAUCUGUACCAUCUCCUGGUGGAGCUCAACGCCGUCCACUCCCUCCUCGGCCUGCUGGGACACGACAACACUGAUGUCUCCAUCGCGGUGGUGGACCUUCUGCAGGAGCUCACCGACAUCGACACUCUCCACGAAAGCGAGGAAGGAGCCGAAGUCCUCAUAGACGCCUUGGUGGACGGUCAGGUGGUGGCGUUGCUGGUGCAGAACCUGGAGCGCUUGGAUGAAAACGUCAAGGAAGAGGCCGAUGGUGUCCACAACACUUUGGCGAUCAUUGAAAACAUGGCGGAGUUCCGGCCAGAGAUGUGUUCGGAUGCCGCUCAGCAGGGCCUCAUGCAGUGGCUCCUCAAAAGGCUAAAGGCCAAGAUGCCCUUUGAUGCCAACAAGCUCUACUGCAGCGAGGUCCUGGCCAUUCUUCUCCAGAAUAAAGACGACAACCGGGAAUUGCUUGGGGAACUGGAUGGAAUUGAUGUGCUGCUUCAGCAGUUAUCGGUGUUCAAGCGCCACAAUCCCAGCACCGCGGAGGAGCAGGAGAUGAUGGAGAACCUCUUUGACUCGCUGUGCUCCUCGUUGAUGCUGAGCUCCAACCGGGAGCGCUUCCUCAAAGGGGAGGGGCUCCAGCUGAUGAACCUCAUGCUCAGGGAGAAGAAAAUUUCCAGGAGCAGCGCCUUGAAAGUGUUGGACCACGCCAUGAUUGGGCCCGAAGGGGCGGACAACUGCCACAAGUUCGUGGACAUUCUGGGCUUGAGGACCAUCUUCCCGCUCUUCAUGAAGUCCCCGAAGAAAAUCAAGAAGGUGGGGACCUCCGAGAAGGAGCACGAAGAACACGUCUGUUCCAUCUUGGCCUCCCUCCUGAGGAACCUUCGGGGUCAGCAAAGGACUCGGCUGCUCAAUAAGUUCACAGAGAACGACAGUGAGAAGGUUGACAGGCUGAUGGAGUUAUAUUUCAAGUACCUGGACGCCAUGCAGGCGGCUGAUAAGAAGAUCGAAGGCGAGAAGCACGACAUGGUACGCCGUGGGGAGAUCAUUGACGACGACAUGGAGGACGAGUUCUACCUCCGCCGUCUGGACGCCGGUCUCUUCAUCCUCCAGCUCAUCUGCUACAUCAUGGCGGAGAUCUGCAACGCCAGCAUCCCACAGAUUCGCCAGAGGGUCCACCAGAUAUUGAACAUGCGAGGAAGCUCCAUCAAAAUAGUCCGGCACAUCAUCAAAGAGUAUGCGGAGAACAUUGGGGACGGGAAGAACCCUGAAUUCCGGGAGAGCGAGCAGAAGCGGAUCGUGGAGCUGCUGGACAACUUCUGAACAUCUUGUCUUUGGCUGGACAUGUCUGCACGGCAACUUGGGAAUGGACUUUCUCGAAAAUGGAAUUCCUGAGGUUUUUAGGGAUAUUAAAGAUGGUUUGUUUUGGUUUUGUA
This is a messenger RNA of Anolis sagrei ordinatus, 1910 nucleotides long. The record is from RefSeq and is a predicted model, not a curated record. Lineage: Eukaryota; Metazoa; Chordata; Lepidosauria; Squamata; Anolidae.